Molecule: messenger RNA, 4017 nt
Organism: Miscanthus lutarioriparius
Lineage: Eukaryota; Viridiplantae; Streptophyta; Magnoliopsida; Poales; Poaceae
Source: the annotation of a GenBank genome assembly
AUGCCAGGCGCAUCGGCCUCGCGGCGGAGUGCUCCACUGGUACCCAUUGCAGCCCUGCUCUGGAGGAAGACGAUGGAGGGAGUUAAGAAAUUCAGACGAAGGCAUGUUAAUUCAAAGGCAUAUUCUGCGGAAUUGCUUUCUAGCUUUAACAUGAUGUGUUUAUACACAGGUCAAGGAUAUCGUCUCCCUCCAAAGGAAAUCCAAGAGAUUGUUGAUGUGCCACCGAAUCCCAGUUAUUAUAUUUCCCCUCGCCGAGAUAGGAUCAUGUUUCUAAAACGUAGAGUUAUGCCUUCAUUGUCAGAGCUUGCUAAACCUGAUAAAAUACUUGCUGGUAUAUGGAUUGAUCCAAGUUCUAACACAAGGAGUCGAAUGUCCUUUUAUACUGGGAUCAGUAUCCAUUUGCUGAUGGAUGAUGGAUCUUUGGGUCCAGAGAAAGUAGUGAAUGGAUACAACGAGAAUGCAAAGAUUAAUUUUGUAGGAUGGUCACCAGAUGGUCAGCAUGUGGCAUUCACUGUGCACUAUGAUGAUGAGGUGGAUAGUGGCAGCAAUUUAGCAUUGUGGAUUGCUGAUGCAGAAAAUGGAAAAGCUCGACCACUUUUCAAAUCAACCUACAUAAUAUUAAAUGCAAUUUUUGAGCUCUAUGUAUGGGUGAAUGAUUCUACUCUCUUGGUUUCUACUAUUCCUCCAUCGCUUGGAGAUCCACCUAUGAAGCCACUGGUUCCUUUCGGUCCAAGGAUUCGUUCUAAUGAGCAGAGAAACAUCAUUCAAAUGAGAUCCACAAAAGAAAUGCUGAAAGAUUUGCAUGAAGAAGAAUUGUUUGAUUACUAUGCAACUUCUCAGUUAGUUCUGGUUUUGUUGGAUGGGACAAUGAAACCGAUUGCCCUUCCUGCUAUAUACACUUCUCUUGAUCCUUCACCAGAUGAGAAAUAUUUGAUGCUCACUUCUGUGCACCAACCAUAUUCUUCUAUAGUUUCAUAUAAAAGGUUCCCGAAAAAGGUUGAGUUGUGGACAAUUGAUGGUAGAUUUGUCCGCGAAAUUUGUGAUUUGCCCCUUGCUGAAGAUAUUCCUGUUGCGGCUAAUAGUGUCCGUAAGGGAAAGCGUUCAAUCAGGUGGAGGCCUGAUAUGCCUUCUACAUUAUAUUGGGUGGACGCACAAGAUGGAGGAGACUCAAAUAUUGAAGUAUCACCACGUGAUAUAGUUUACAUGGAACUUGCCGAACCUUUAAACGGCGAGAAGCCCCAAGUCUUACUUAAACUUGACCUUCGAUAUAGAAAGAGCUACUGGUGCUAUGGAUCAUUUGCUCUGGUCUAUGAAUAUUGGUACAAGACACGCAGAACAAGAACAUGGGUUAUAUCCCCUGACAAAGAAAAUCUCAUACCACGGCUAUUAUUUGAAAGAUCUUCAGAAGAUGCCUACUCAAAUCCAGGUUCUCCAGUGAUGUGCAGAACUCCUGCAGGCACCCUUGUCAUUGCAAAAAUUAAGAGGAACUGUGAAGGAAGCUACAUCUUACUGAAAGGACAGGGUGCCACACCAAGAGGAAGCACCCCAUUUCUUGAUAUUUUCAAUGUAGAUACAGGAGAAAAAGAGCGGUUAUGGGAGAGUGACAAAGAAAAGUACUACGAAUCUAUUCUUGCACUUAUGUUUUACCAUCCUAAAUGUGAGGUGCAUCUUGAUCAACUAAAGUUACUUGUAUCUAAGGAGUCAAGGAGAGAGACCACCCAAUAUUAUCUCAAGAUUUGGUCAAACAAGAAGCAAGUCCAGAUUACAAAUUACCCUCAUCCAUAUCCCCAACUGGCACUAUUGCAGAAACAAAUAAUAAGAUACCACCGGGAGGAUGGUGUUAAACUUACCGCUACAUUGUAUCUGCCUCCAGGCUAUAAUCCAUCAAUAGAUGGUCCACUCCCAUGCCUCAUUUGGUCUUAUCCUGGAGAAUUUAAAAGCAGAGAGGCUGCUGGGCAAGUUCGCCGCUCACCCAAUAAAUUUGCACGCAUCAGCAACAACUUUCCUCUUCUUUGGUUAGCUAGAGGGUUUGCUAUUCUUGCUAACCCAACAAUCCCUAUAAUUGGUGAAGAAAACCAAGAACCGAAUGACAGGUACAUAGAGCAGCUAGUUGCUAGUGCAGAAGCAGCAGUAAAUGAAGUUGUAAGAAGAGGGGUUGCUCACCCUGACAAAAUCGCCGUGGGUGGUGAUUCAUAUGGUGCAUUUAUGACUGCUAACCUCUUAGCACAUGCUCCUCAUCUUUUCUGUUGUGGAAUUGCUCGCUCUGGAGCUUACAACAGGACACUGACUCCGUUUGGUUUUCAGAAAGAGAUGAGGACGCUAUGGGAGGCCACCGAUACCUAUAUUAAGAUCAGUCCCUUCAUGUCAGCUAACAAAAUCAAGAAGCCGAUCCUAUUGAUUCAUGGAGAAGAUGACAGCAAAGUAACAACAGCAAUGCAGUCAAGUCAGUUUUACGAUGCCUUGAAGGGUCAUGGGGUGCCAUGCCGUCUUGUGAUUCUCCCAUGUGAGCAGCACCAAUAUGCUGCAAGAGAGAGCAUUAUGCAUAUAAUCUGGGAGACUGACAGGUGGCUACAGAAGUAUUGUGCAAAUGAUUGUGGGGGCAACAAGGUUAUGGAAGCCAAUGUUGAGACAUCCCAGUCACCUUCAGAAGCUGUACUAGAUAGUAAAGCUUUGACCUUAAACUUCACCAAGAUUUCUAGUUUGAUCAAGUUGAUAUGGUUGGCAUUUGCUCGGUUUAUUUCUAGCAAGUCCAAAAAGACUUGGAAGCGCAGAGAAACAGGGAGAUCACCACAAGUACCCGGAGGGGAGGAGGAGGAGGACCGCCCCGAAGAAGGGAGGGAAGCGCGAAUGGAGAGCAGGAACGUAGUGGUGUGCGACAAUGGUACCGGGUAUGUGAAGUGUGGCUUUGCUGGUGAGAACUUUCCUACAUCUGUAUUCCCUUGUGUUGUCGGAAGACCUCUACUUCGCUAUGAGGAGUCACUUCAGGAACAAGAAUUGACGGAUAUUGUUGUUGGAGCAGCUUGUGCUGACUUGAGACAUCAACUUGAUGUAUCAUAUCCUGUCACCAAUGGCAUUGUUCAAAAUUGGGAUGAUAUGGGCCAUAUUUGGGAUAAUGCCUUCUACAGUGAGCUCAAGGUCGAUCCAUCGGAGUGUAAAAUCCUACUUACAGAUCCACCACUCAAUCCCAUGAAAAACCGAGAAAAAAUGAUCGAGACCAUGUUCGAGAAAUAUAACUUUGCUGGGGUCUUCAUCCAGAUCCAAGCAGUUCUUUCACUGUACGCUCAAGGCUUGCUAACUGGACUUGUGAUAGAUUCUGGUGACGGUGUUACUCAUGUGGUGCCUGUAGUUGAUGGAUACUCUUAUCCACAUCUGACAAAGAGAAUGAAUGUAGCUGGAAGGCAUAUAACAUCUUAUCUUGUUGACCUACUAUCAAGGAGAGGGUAUGCUAUGAACAAAUCUGCUGACUUUGAGACGGUCAGAGAAAUAAAAGAGAAGCUAUGCUAUAUAAGCUAUGAUUACAAACGAGAAUACCAGCUAGGACUUGAGACCACAAUCCUUGUGAAAAGUUACACUCUUCCAGAUGGACGAGUUAUUAAAGUGGGCACUGAACGAUUUCAAGCUCCUGAAGCUCUUUUCACUCCUGAACUGAUAGAUGUUGAAGGUGAUGGGAUGGCAGAUAUGGCAUUCCGUUGCAUUCAGGAAAUGGAUAUUGACAACCGGAUGAUGCUCUAUCAACAUAUUGUCCUGAGUGGAGGAAGUACAAUGUACCCUGGUCUACCAAGUCGGUUGGAGAAGGAAAUUCUUGAUCGCUAUCUUGAUGUAGUUUUGAAGGGAAACAAAGAUGGCCUGAAGAAAUUACGACUGCGGAUAGAGGAUCCUCCUCGGAGAAAGCACAUGGUGUACCUGGGAGGUGCAGUGCUUGCUGGAAUCAUGAAGGAUGCACCUGAGUUCUGGAUAACCAGGCAGGAGUACCAGGAAGAAGGUGUAGCGUGCCUAAGGAAGUGUGGACAGUCAUAA